Molecule: messenger RNA, 2872 nt
Organism: Neopelma chrysocephalum (saffron-crested tyrant-manakin)
Lineage: Eukaryota; Metazoa; Chordata; Aves; Passeriformes; Pipridae
Product: zinc finger protein RFP-like
Exons: 8
Coding region: 655-1941 (428 amino acids)
Source: RefSeq, a predicted model, not a curated record
CUAUAGAAAUGAAACUUUCAGGUCCAAGACCCUCGUUUGGUUCGGUGUCUGAUUAAUUUUAUUGCAAAACUUCAUUAACUCCUUCAUACUCCCUCCUGGAAUUUCUGCUCUAACACCACCUACCCCCACAGAUCCUGAACCUAGUAGUUCUUUUCUUCCCCCCCCUUUGUUUCUUAUUUUUGCCAUGCAAUUUGGGUGCUGAGGACAAGGGUGGGUUUUUAUUUCACCCUAACACCCCCCCGCCCCUCGUUCCCAGUUGAUAUCCACAUGAGCUCCAUGGACCUCUGCUCACUUGCCACAUUCCUGCUUUAAUCCAUGUUUCCUACAGCCACCCUCUGGCCGCACUUUGCUUCGCCCGCUGCAGCCGGAGUGGCAAAAAUUCGCCUUGUUAAUAACUCAUCCCUCCUAACGCCCUCCCACUCCGCCUCCGCUGUCGCCGCCGGUGUUCGCUUCUGUCCUUGAAUCCUUGCUGGCCUUGGCCUUGGAGGCGGUUUCGUCACUGGGCCAGUGGAAAAAUCGGGUCAGCCCUACGUCGCUUUCGCCUGGCAGGUCCCGGAUGCCAACACCAGGGUCCCGCCCCGUCGCCACUUCCAGGAAAACCCUGGCCAGGCCCCUUUUUGUGCGCACUUCUCCGAGUGCCCUUUAAAAACAACCAUGGCUGCGGGAAAUGCCAUAAGAUACCUCCAGGAGGAAACUACCUGCGCCGUCUGCCUGGACUUCUUCCACGACCCUGUCAUGAUCCUCAGCUGCGGCCACAAUUUUUGCCGCCGUUGUCUCGAUUGUUGCUCGGUGGAUGCCGCCGGCGGUGGUUCCUGCCCGCAGUGCCGGGUCUCUUUCCCGCACGGCGGCUUCCGUCCCAACCGGCAGCUGGCCAACGUGGUGGCUGCCGUCCAGGAGCUGGACACGCCGGCGGCUCAGGAGCUUUGCCGGAGGCACCAACAACCCCUCACUCUUUUUAGUCACCGGGAUGGAAUCCUCGUCUGCGCUGCUUGCGCUGAGCAUCGCGCUGAGCCCGCUGUGCCCCUCGAAGAGGCCGCUCGCUGGUACAGGAAGCAAUUUGAAGAUUCCCUAAAAAGCCUGCAAGAGGAGUAUGAGCGACAUGCCAGUCUCAGUGAGGCAGCGAAGGAGACAAGACAGGAGAUGCUGACUCGAGUCAGUGCUGAGAAGCAGAAGCUGCUGGUGAUGCUGGAAGAGCUCCGGCGGGUUUUGACUGAGCAGGAGUCGCGUUUCCUUGCCCGGUUCCGUCGCCUGUGCUGGAGGCUGGAGGAACAGCAACGUGGUGAAGCUGCCAAGAUAACCUGGAUCCGGCAACACCGCGCUGAGCUCCAGGCCAAGUGCCAGCAACCGGAUGUUGAUCUGCUACGGGAUGCCCAAACCACCCUGAGCAGGUGCACAGAGAGGAAGGUGCAGCCGUCGCUGCUGUUGAUGCCAGAGCUGGAAGCAGAGCUUGAGGAUGUUACCCGGAAAACCAACAUGCUGGCAGAGGCAGUGACACAGUUUAAAGACAUCUUGGGCUGUUCACUGGAGGAAGACUCAGGGGGAUACCGGAGAGCAACUGUGACCCUGGAUCCAGCCACAGCUCACCCCCAAAUCCUGGUGUCAGCAGAUGGCCGGACUGCAGGCCGCCGGGAAUCACCCCCAGCUCCUCUUCCCUCAGGAAAGGAGCGUUUUGAGUCUCUCCGCUGUGUUUUGGGUCGGCAGGGCUUCGUGGGGGGCCGGCACUGCUGGGCUGUGGAGCCCGGAAAAACAGGGAGAACAUGCCUAAAGAUUUUUGAAAAGCUCGCUUUGAGGCUUUGCUUCUGGAUGCCUCGUAAUAAGAAUUUGCAAGUGGAAACAUUUCUGCUUAGGACUUGCAAAGAAUUUAAGGGAAAUGGGCUAAAACCACCUCUCGUGCCUCCUGGGAUCACUAUGGCUCAUGGUUUUGCCACUGCCACAAAGUGAGCAGAGAGAGAGGCCACAGACAGGAUUUUAUCCCCCAUUUUAUCCCCUUGCACUGCCUACAAGUUGAAUAGAAGGGGAAAAAAUAAACAACCUUGUAUCUUGAGGCAGCAGAAAGUUGUUAUUAGGGUUAAACCAUGUGAUAGAGACCUGUUAUCAGCAAGCACAGGCAGGACUGGGCAGGUCUCUGCCUCUUACAGCCUCAGUCGCUCCAUCUUCACUGCCAGACUUGCCUCCCCAUCCACAGACAUUCUUGACAUCAGACUGAGGAAGAGGAGAAACCACAAGGAAAGGCAGCAGGGAAGGCAGCUGCUUUUAUCUUCGGGGCCCUAAUUUUAAAUAACUGCCUUGACAAACCCACAGGUCACUGCUAAACCCAAAUUACAGUCUUGGUCAGUUGUAUAAUUAGUUGUUUCCCUGUUUGGUUCAUGGUGAGGUUGGUUGUGGGUGCUGUCUUCCUUAAAAGACAAGGCCCAGCAAUGUGUAAAUCAAAGUGCUUCUUUGCAGCAUCCUGCUCCAAAAGAUGAGCUUCCAACACUCAAUUUUAUCCACUUUUCAUGUGAAUAGCUUAAUGGAUAUUUAAUUUGAAAGUACAUAAAAAAUAACGAAACAUAAACAACAAAAAAAUCUGCUCUUCUGCAUAGCUCAGCAGGUCCAGAGAUGGCUCUCCAGCAUGGAAGGGGGGGAGAGGGUGGUCAGAAUCAGUCUCUUUUCACCCAAAGGCAGCUCACCAGCAUCCCAACAGCAGUUCCAAUGGCAGAUUCUUGGGCAGGGAAUGUGCACAGCCCUCGCUCCUCGAGCAGAGCCAGCAGAUGCACCUCACAGCCCUCCCACGGAACCACCACUGCAGCUCCCAAAACCCUCCCCAGUGACAGAGACACCUCGUACCAGCCCAUGAAAAGAGACUUAGGGGGUAGCUGAAGGGCUUUUUUUU